GUUCUGAUGGGCUGGCCUGCUGGGAGCUCCUGUCACAGGAGUUCCGUGAUAUUCUGUAGAACGUUUUUUAUUGGGCGUGGCGGCAGGACUAGAGAGUGCACAGACACUUCGGGGCCAUGAGGAGAAGUUGUUUAUGGAGGUUAUUGAAGUUCCUCACCGCUUUAGCACUGCUUGUUCUGUCUGCUCACGUCUUUUUCUCAACACCGAGUAAAGCUCCGCGGAUUCCAAGCGCCCUUCCAGCGGAGGAGUACCGCCUCCUCUCCCCUGAGACUUAUCGCUACCACCUCAAUGAGCCCGCGGUAUGCCGACACAGAAGCCCCUUCCUGCUUCUCAUGGUCCCAGUGGCCCCUGGGGAGGCUGUGGCGAGGCAAGCCGUCAGAUCAACAUGGGGGGCUCCUGCUCCAGGCCGGGACAGCUUCACUCUGUUCUAUGUAGGGCUUCCUGAGCGGGGGCGGGGCUCCAGCACCCAGGCCAAUCUGGAGGAGGAGAGCAGGAGACAUGCUGACAUCAUCCAGAUGGACUUCCAGGACAGUUACCACAAUCUGACCAUCAAGACCAUGAUGAUGAUGCACUGGCUUUCCACCCACUGCCCAAACGCCUCCUACGCUAUGAAAGUGGACGCUGACAUCUUUGUGAAUGUGUUCCUCCUCAUGAAGAGGCUGAGGGGCUCCCCCAGGCAGCGCUUCAUAACGGGCUCAUUGAUCAGUGACGGCCGACCCAGAAGGGACAGGAACAGCAAGUGGCAUGUUUCAGAAGAGCUGUACCCAGAUGACAGCUUCCCCCCGUAUGUAUCUGGAGCUGGGUAUGUGUUCUCCGCAGACCUGGCCCCCAGUAUCUCCUGGGCCUCCAGGUAUGUCAGGAUGAUCCCGCUGGAGGACGUGUACGUGGGGCUGUGUCUGCGUGUGCUGGAGGUCCGGCCUGUGUACUCCCGCAGCCUGACCCUCAGGAACCUGUUUGAAAUCGGACAGCUGGAGUACGACAGGUGCACUUUUGCCAAACUGGUCAUUGUGAACGGAUUUAAGCCGGAGCAGCUGCUGCAGGUGUGGCCCGACUUCUCCAGGGGCCACAGCAGCUGCUGACUGCACUUUAUUAGACUGUUGCUUCACAUUAUCACAGUCCCGGCAAGCAACGCUGAGAGAGGAGAAAUAGCCAUGAGAGACAGCUACCAGGGGUAGUCAUUAUAUUUUCUAUUAUCAGGGAAUUAUUGAAAGCAGGAUCAGAAGAACUUUAUUUAUCCAUGAAUUGGGUGUCGUUGUUCCAUUUUAGAAUGAAAUAAAAUAAUAUAUAAAAUAUAUAAACAUAACAACCAGUAAGAAUACAACUAGAAUUUAACUGAAUUGGAACAUUUACAGGGUUGUAAAAUAACGUCAAUUAAUCAAUAAUGUAAUCAGAAAACUAAUUGAUAAUCAAACUUUCUCAAUACGGUGGACUAUUCCACUCAGGACAUGUUGACACGUUACAGGAGUCAAAGCCCAGAGUUAAUACACAAUUGUGUUGGCCAUCAUUAUUGUGAUUGGUAACACUUUUCCUAUGACUAGUCCAAAUGUCUGCUGUGGAGAAGAGGCGUAUUUCUGACACACAAAUUAGAUUUAGCUUUAAAAAUGUUCUUGUUUUUUUUUUUUUUCAGUGAAAAUACUGGUUAGUUUAACUCCAGGUUUUCAAGGAAGCAUUACUCUUUACAUAUUAAUAAGUGUUUCAUAUACAAUCAGUCCUCAAUUACAGAAGCAGGAAGUGUGUGUGUGUGUGUGUGUGUGUGUGUGUGUGUGUGUGUGUGUGUGUGUGUGUGUGUGUGUGUGUGUGUGUGUGUGUGUGUGUGUGUGUGUGUGUGUGUCAUCAUAAACUGAAUGUAUUAAUGGAUACAUUGAUCAGGUUAUAGUCCUGUGAGACGAAGAAAAGCAGAAAUGCUUAUUAACUCGUUAACAGGAUUUAACUAUCAGGGAAUAUAAUCAAGGCCUCACUUUAAAGAGAAAAUAAAGAAUGUAGUUCUCAAAUAUUUACUGCACUAAUCAAUCAGCAAAACAUGACCACGUCUUAGUCGGUCAGUUAACGAGAAAAUGUGCUGAAGGGCGUUUUUGAUUCCAUUCAUUUUACUAGACAAAUGCAGGUUACAGUAAAGUAGGUAAGCAGGGAAUCAUCUGACAAGCCAUAAUCAAUAUAGAAAAUGUCUCUGUAGACAGUUAAAGAACAGAUAUUAACUCUAAUUUAUAAAUCCAAAGUGAAAGCCAAACACCAAAGACUAUUUAAACAUGUCUAUUUUAGUAUCGCUGCUCUUUUCCUCUAGCUGCUGCCUGCUAUUUACUAUGCAUCCUAUGACAUGUGCCCAUUUUUGUUUGUAUUGUAGUAGCAAAGGACAGCCAGCAGGUAGCAGUAUGUGCUAGCAGAUGACAUGUACUUCCGUUUACCCAGUGCCUAAUGCAGAGAGAUGGUGAUAAUUAUGAAGACAUUCAUGGUGUUUGCCUAAUUAUGUGUACUUUCAUUUUAUUUUUAAAUGUUACGUUGGACUUUUUGAUACUGCUGACUGAUAUGCUGUUCACCAACAUGCCUCCUAGAUGCCUCAUCACUAGAUAAUGAUGCAAUAUUUCUUAUCACAUCUACUUGUUUUUAAGUGAGUCAAUGUAUAAUAAACUAUCAGAUAAACAAAUCAGUAAACUGUGAGACAAGUAGAUUGUUGAAGUUAACAAAAUAAAUUGCAGGAUAUUAUUACAUAAUAGUGCAGUGAAUGGAAUAUUUUGAAUGAAAAAUUCACUCCCUAAGUUAGUAUCUGUAGAGACAAGCUAAACAACAUGAAUAAGAGAAAUAAACUUCAUCAGUCUGUU
Messenger RNA from Eleginops maclovinus (Patagonian blennie), 2816 nucleotides. RefSeq names its product beta-1,3-galactosyltransferase 8 (gene b3galt8). The transcript has a single exon. The record is from RefSeq and is a predicted model, not a curated record. The coding region runs from base 117 to 1079 and encodes 320 amino acids. Gene Ontology annotation, molecular function: N-acetyl-beta-D-glucosaminide beta-(1,3)-galactosyltransferase activity. Gene Ontology annotation, cellular component: Golgi membrane. NCBI's taxonomy places the organism in Eukaryota, Metazoa, Chordata, Actinopteri, Perciformes, Eleginopidae.